Molecule: messenger RNA, 1185 nt
Organism: Babjeviella inositovora NRRL Y-12698
Lineage: Eukaryota; Fungi; Ascomycota; Pichiomycetes; Serinales
Exons: 1
Coding region: 78-896 (272 amino acids)
Source: RefSeq, a predicted model, not a curated record
UAUUUAAAGCCGCAGCGUCCCCCUUGUGAAUAUCUCACAUCCACCCACAAGGAUUUAGUUAUAAAUAUUUGCACAACAUGUCUGCUCCAAUCAACCUUUCUGGCAAAAAUGCCCUUAUUACUGGUUCCUCCAGAGGCUUGGGCCUCGACGCUGCCGAGGGUUUAGUCCGCGCUCAGAUCUCUAUCGUCUUUAUUACUUCCAGAAAGGACAAGGCGGUCCAGGAGGCCAAGAAGUACCUUGAAUCUAUCGCCGCCAAGUACAAUCCAACGUGCCAAAUCAUCGGGGUUGCUGCUGAUAUUGCCAACGACCAAGGCUUGGACGCUCUUUACAAGGUUGUCGUGUCUAAGGUCGACAAGCUCCACAUCUUGAUCGCCAACGCCGGCGCAUCCUGGGGUGAGGGGAUCGAGACCCACCCUGCCUCGGCCGUUCGCAAGAUCUUGGAUUUAAACGUUACCGCAGUCUUUACUUCCAUUCAAAAACACUUGUCCUUGUUGGAAAAGGACGGUACUCCUUCCAAUCCUGCCAGAAUCUUGAUCACCGGUUCUAUCGCUGGCAUCAGCGCUGAUAUGGGCAUGGGCGGUACCUACGGGUAUGUAGCUUCCAAGGCUGGUGUGAACCACUUGGGUAGAGCUCUUGCGUUGGAGUUGGGUCCACGCAAUAUCACCGUCAAUGUCCUUGCGCCUGGUUUCUUCCCUACCAAGAUGUCUAAUGGUUUGUUGGAGGUUAUUGGGGAUACUUACAAGGAGAACAACCCAAGGGGAAGAUUGGGUAACUCCCAGGACUUUAUGGGGAUCGUCCAGUUCUUGUGUGGCGGUGUUGGCAGUGACUACCUCAACGGUGUCGUGUUACCAAUCGACGGAGGGUCUCACUUGGCGGGCCGUCUCUCUAAAAUGUAAGCUUGUUUCAUUAAUAGGUUUAUUGCUUGAACCCUCAGGGGUAUUAGUAUAUCUGGAAAUAUAAGGGUGCCUGGUUUUUAUUCUUGCUUCAAACGGAUUGGGUAUGUAGCUACCGGUCUAAGAAACUAUUAGAUAUUGUCCCCCCCAUUCCUUCAAAGGUUCAAGCACCAGUGGCAUGUGAGCAAUGUUUUUACAUUGUAAAAGUCAAUACAACUGUGGUAUAUCUCUACCUCAAGGGUAGAAUAUCUACUUAUAGUAAUAAGUAAUGCUGGUUACCUCUAUAAUGUAU